Molecule: messenger RNA, 1302 nt
Organism: Capsaspora owczarzaki ATCC 30864
Lineage: Eukaryota; Filasterea; Ministeriida; Capsasporidae
Exons: 2
Coding region: 1-1302 (433 amino acids)
Source: RefSeq, a predicted model, not a curated record
AUGGCAAACCGUGCAACGGAAGCUCGUCGUCGCCUCGCGCCGCUCGAUCAACCCACCCCAUGGCCCACGCUGCGAGACUGGAUUCGCCAGCGCAAGAUGACAUCCAGAACGACCUGGAUCGACAUCCUGAGAGAGGCGGGCGUGUGCUACUGGCCGUGGCAUCUGCAGUACCUCCGGCCAAACAGCACCAAGACACCUUCUAUUGUUCCAUGCACGUCGAGCUUCGAGCUCUACAAGGGUUUGGACACGCUGUACAAGCUGUCUCUGCAAGGUCCUCUGCCAGAUGUGCCGCACGUCAUCGAUGACUCAGUUGCCCGCCAGCUGUUGCUUCGGAUCGAGCCCAUCCUCGAGGAUUACGCGCAAAUCGUGGAGAGCCUGCUCACUGAUCAUCACGGCGGCUGGAAUUUCUUAGUGACCGGAUCCGACGAGGAGCUGGUCGACCUCAACGCCCAGCUCGCGAAAGUUGCGUCGGAGGUCUCCACCGAGACUUGCACGGCUGUUCAAGCCGUCGCUUACCUCAUGCCCACCAAGUUCGAGUUCACUCUAUUGAGACUCGCUCUCAACAUGGGCGAUGACACGCCUGCCACUGUGAUGGCGAGUGGUGGAUUGGGCAUCCGGUCUGGCAACGGCCUUGGCACCUUGGGUGUGAUUGCGGAAGGUCUCGGUAUCACCGCCGCACAUGUCAUUGAGCGACCCCCGCCGGACCUUCCGCACCGAGCGUACGCGACCCAACUGUGGCGGAAUGCCCCUCCUCAAACCCGCCGCCUUUGGAAAGAGCUGUCCGGCUUCUACCACGACCCCGCCACGCCCGUGUGUUUUGGUCAUUGCGUUUAUCUCGAUCACCUGCGCGACAUUGCAAUCGUCGUCAUGUCGGACCGCCGCCCCAUUGCUACCAAUGCCGUUUGUGGGCUUGACAGACUUCUGUGGCCCAAUCCCUCCAACCUUGUCAAGCUCAGGGAGGACCUGGCCCUGACCCAAAGCGGUGCGGCACCUCCGUUUUCGCUUGUCAAGUUCGGCAUUCGAACCGGCCGCACGCGCGGAACGCUCAGCUGUGUGACCGACGAGCUUUUGGCUGUCGAAGAGGAGGCGAACGGUGCAGUGGCUGAUUGCGGCGACUCUGGUAGCUGCUGGACGAUCGAACGGCCUUUGCGCUGGCGCGGAGCCGUGAUUGGCUUCACGUCGCAACGCUGCCAAUCGGACCCUCGGUGUUUCCUGGCUCCCCAGCUACCGCGUCAGUUUUGCUUGCUGACUCCUGUGUGGCAUGUGUUGGAAGUCCUCGAGAACUAUCGCUCUACUUUUUAG